This is a messenger RNA of Amphimedon queenslandica, 1188 nucleotides long. RefSeq names its product ATP-dependent DNA helicase RecQ-like. The record is from RefSeq and is a predicted model, not a curated record. Lineage: Eukaryota; Metazoa; Porifera; Demospongiae; Haplosclerida; Niphatidae. Bases 1 to 1188 code for a protein of 395 amino acids. Gene Ontology annotation, molecular function: nucleic acid binding; ATP binding; 3'-5' DNA helicase activity. The transcript has 4 exons. Gene Ontology annotation, biological process: double-strand break repair via homologous recombination. Gene Ontology annotation, cellular component: cytoplasm; nucleus; chromosome.
AUGGAGGAAGUGAUUGAGGUAGCUGCCAUAGAAAUUGGUUAUGAUCGUUUGAAAGCAGAGCAGAUGCAAGUUAUAUCUAAGUUUGUUGAAGGGAAUGAUGUGUUUGCCAUGUUGCCAACUGGGUUUGGCAAAUCUCUCUGCUACUUAUGCCUUCCCAUAGUCUUUGACAUGCUUCAGGAUAAUUUUAGGCAGGAGGAUCUCUCUAUUAUAGUCAUUGUAACCCCAUUAACUGCUCUUAUAAAGGAUCAGGUUUGUGCUUCUACUGUGAAAGGUUUAGUUUCCGGUUGUAUAUGUGGAGAUGAUGAAGAUGAUCAUGCAAUGAAACAGUCUGUUGUUGAUGGAAAGAAGAGAAUUAAAGGUUUAGUUAUUGAUGAGGCACAUACAUUAAAGCAGUGGGGUUCAACAUUUCAGCCUAUAUUACUCAGAGUUGAAGAGCUACGUAGUUUGAUGCCUGAAAAUAUAAAAGUUAUGGCAUUGACAGCUACUGCCACACAUUCACUUCGUUUGGAAUUAUCCAAGCUCAUAGGAAUGAGAGACCCUGUCACUGUUUUGUUGCCACCUUGUAAAGGUAACUUGCCCUAUGAAGUAUUGCGAUAUUACUCUAUCGAAGAAAAUUUCAUACCAAUGUUAAAAGAGUUGCAGGUAAUGCGAACAGCUUAUCCUCGCACCAUUGUUUAUUGUCAGCGAAUAGAGGACUGUUGUGACUUAUAUCAGUUUUUUGAGGCUAAUUUAGGAAGGGAUUUCACAGAGCCAAUUGGGGCACCAUCAUUGUCAUGGUUCAGAAUGGUAGACAUGUUCACUAGUUGUACUGAUGUGGAUGUUAAAAACCAUAUAAUCUCUUCCUUUACAAAGCCAAGUAUUUUACAAAUAGUUUUUGCAACUGUGGCAUUUGGGAUGAGUAUUGAUUCACCAGAUGUCCGUGCAGUAAUUCAUCUUGGUCCUCCUCACGAUGUUGAAUCAUACAUCCAGGAAACUGGUUGUGCUGGAAGGGAUGGUCUUCCAUCAAAGGCCACAUGGCUAACAAAGAGAAGUUCUUUUGUUGAUGCUGAUAUGAAAGAUUUUUAUGAAUUUACUACUGACUGUCGUAGGCAUUUAUUAUUCAAAAAGAUGGAGGGAUAUGAUCGUAAUAUUCAUAGGAAACAUUUAACUAAUAUUUGUUGUGAUGUAUGUGCAUUAAGAAAAAAGUGA